AUGUCUGCUGCCCUCGUCGCCCGCUCUGCGUUCAACAGGAACGUCGCCUCCGCUCUGGCGCGCAGGUCGCUGCGGCCAAUGGCCCUCCAAGCCAGGGGCGCAGCCGACCACGCGUAUGUUCCCGGUGGCCCCAUCUACAGGGGCAGCGUGAACGACCCCACUCCUUUCCCUACUCCCUCCAAGACGCACGGCUCCUACCACUGGGCGUUCGAACGCCUUCUCUCCGCCGGCCUUGUCCCCCUCACUGUGGCUGCGUUUGCCACGAGCGGCACGGCCUACCCCAUCCUCGAUGGCCUGCUCGGCGUCAGCCUGGUCAUGCACAGUCACAUCGGCUUCGACUCCAUCGUCGUAGACUACCUCCACCCCCGCAAGUUCCCCCGCAUCGGCCCGCUCGCCACCUGGACGCUCCGGGCGACCACCGUCGCCGUGCUCGUCGGUGUCUACCAGUUCAACACGAACGACGUCGGCCUCACCGAGCUGAUCGUGAAGGCAUGGCACGCGUAG
This is a messenger RNA of Trametes versicolor FP-101664 SS1, 504 nucleotides long. RefSeq names its product mitochondrial inner membrane protein. The coding region runs from base 1 to 504 and encodes 167 amino acids. The record is from RefSeq and is a predicted model, not a curated record. Gene Ontology annotation, biological process: tricarboxylic acid cycle; mitochondrial electron transport, succinate to ubiquinone. Gene Ontology annotation, molecular function: ubiquinone binding; heme binding. Gene Ontology annotation, cellular component: membrane; mitochondrial envelope. NCBI's taxonomy places the organism in Eukaryota, Fungi, Basidiomycota, Agaricomycetes, Polyporales, Polyporaceae. The transcript has 5 exons.